AUGACGAAGAAUAGGCGUUUCAGCGCGUGGUCACAUAGGCCAUCGAUAUCUGAAGCAUUGAACAUUCAGCUGAAUAUUCCUGACAGCCCAUCAGGGGGUGCGAAUGCAGGGGGGGCGGUGAGCGAACGCAUACCGACACUCAUGAGGCCGGAAGCAUACCUGGGGCGGUCGUAUGUUGGGAGUUUUUCAAACUCUGGAUCACUAAUGAGCAGAGAAGCGGGGGCAGCAGGACCCGAUUCACCGCCGCUGCCACGCUUCCGCGACCAGGCUUCAAGCUACGUGCACAAUGGAUCCCAUCUGCAUCGCCAAACCGCGGCACUGUGUGAUGACUCACGGGCAUACGAUGGCGGACCCGAGGAGGAGGAGGCACUUGUGUUCGAGGGUAACAUGAUUCUUCAAGAGGGAGCUCCCCCCCGCUUUGGCGUGGGGCCAUACAACCUCUGCAAGGUGGAUAGUAAUAUCAGCGAGGUACUGCUGAACGUUGAUGAGGCGGUGGACGACAGCGAUAGCGAUCAGGAAGCAGGAACUAGGCUCUUUUUGAGUCCCAUUACUACUGACUACAUACACAGUUAUGGAGCAAUUAACGAGGAGCAAAGUGCAUCCGAAACUGCAUCAAGAGCGGAGACAGGUCCCUCCCCCUUACGGUUCUGGGGCACGCGCACAGUUCGUUAUAUCCCCGCUGUUAUCCUGGGAUUAUUGCUCAAUAUUUUGGAUGCUCUCUCAUAUGGCAUGAUCAUAUUCCCGAUCGCUGAACCAAUAUUUUCACACCUUGGCCCGCAUGGUCUUUCGAUGUUCUACGUAUCCACGAUUAUUUCGCAGCUAGUGUACUCUGGUGGCUUCUCCUCCUUCGGGUACGGUACUGGUUCGGAGAUGAUCGAGGUGACGCCGUUUUUCCAUACUAUGGCUUUAUCCAUCAAGAAUUCUCUUUCAGCAGAAAAGAGCGACGACAUAAUUACUACCACCAUAGUAUGCUAUGCGUUAUCCACGAUCAUCACCGGCGCAGUGUUCCUGACCCUUGGCAAACUGCGGUUGGGCAAGCUUGUGAGCUUCUUCCCUCUCCAUAUUCUUAUUGGUUGCAUCGGUGGGGUUGCUUACUUCUUGAUCAUCACUGGCAUAGAGGUAUCAACGCGGGUUACAAAGUUUGAAUACUCGUUGGCAUUCCUUCGCAAUCUCUUUAUGGAUCCCGAUAUCCUGGCCAAAUGGUUGAUCCCUGCAUUACUGGCCGUAUCCAUCAUAUUACUACAGAGGAGGAUUCACAACUCAAUGCUUCUACCUCUCUUUUACUUAAGCGCGUUUGCUCUUUUUCAUUUCAUCGUGGCGCUCAUUCCGAGUCUCUCGCUGGAUACCUUAAGGGACAAAGGGUGGAUUUUCCCGUUGACAGAAUCUGGUGGUAGAUGGUAUGACUAUCUCGAACUAUACAACCCUCAGCGGAUACAUUGGAAGCUUGUGUUAGGUGAAAUCCCCACGAUGCUAGCUCUCACGUUUUUCGGUAUCCUCCAUGUUCCCAUCAAUGUGCCUGCACUGGCUAUCUCGUGUGGGAUAGAUAAAAUUGACGUUGAUAAGGAAUUAAUAGCUCAUGGUUAUUCUAACAUCUUCAGUGGCUGUGCAGGUUCGAUCCAAAACUACUUGGUUUACACUAAUAGCGUUCUAUUUAUUCGCGCAGGUGCAGAUUCCCGCUAUGCAGGCUUUUUGCUUGCCAUAGCUACAUUUAUGACCAUGACAGCGGGCCCGUGGAUUAUAUCAAUAAUUCCAGUUUGCAUAGUGAGUUCACUCAUAUUCCUUUUGGGUUACGAGCUUCUCAAGGAGGUCUUAUAUGACUCCUAUAACAGGUUGAGCAAUUUUGAGUAUAUUACUGUGGUCAUCAUCAUCCUCACGAUGGGCAUCUUUGAUUUUGUGCUAGGAAUUAUAGUAGGCGUUCUAGUUGCAUGUUUUUCAUUUCUGGUUGAAAGCACCAGAGCUAAGACAAUUAGCUCAGAAUUUGAUGGGAAAGUGGCUAAAUCUGCUGUCCACAGAGAUUAUCUACAGUCAAACUUCUUAGAGAAAGUUGCAGAGCAAAUAUAUGUUCUCAAACUUCAGAAUAACCUUUUCUUCGGUACGAUAAUUUCCAUCGAGGAAAAGAUCGGGAAUUUAUUGGAACCGAACGGUUCUGAGUACAAAAAGAUCAUUAAGUAUCUGAUCUUAGACUUUAAGCAUAUCAAUAUUGAUAAUAUUGACUAUUCUGCGGCUGAAGGUUUUAAUAGAAUCAAGCGUGUCAUGGAGAUAAAGCGGAUAAAACUGAUUGUUUCUUCUAUAAGCGAAUGUGACAAGAUCUACACGAUAUUUAGUAAGAUAGGCUUGCUACAGGAUGUAGAGCUAUUCCAAGACCUUAACAGUGCACUCGAGUGGUGCGAAAAUGAGCUUCUAUGCGAAUACAGGAGCCUCCUCUCGCGUGCGCAUCGCGUUAAGGUUAGACGACGGAGUAAGGACAUUGUGCCCAAGGCCCAAAUACCCCUCGAAAAUACACCAAGGAACGCACAGAUUAUGACAGCGGCUCAGGCUGUCUACUCCGGCGAACAACAGCUCAAUAAAACCCUCUCCAAGUACAAAGCAAGCCAUCCUGCACUAGCACUUCUUCUUGUUGCGCUCAAAACGUACAGGUCAGGUCACGCCUACAAGGAAACGAAAGAGAUACGUCUCUGGAAGCACCUUUGUCCUUACUUUGUCCGGAAGAGCUUUUCACCGCAAACUUCCAUCUCAGAUGAAGGCGAUAUGUUCUUCGUGGUGGAAAGCGGUUUACUGAAAAUAACAUAUAUGCUACCGCAGGGCUCCCUACAGGAAGCCAUUGCCAGCAAGACGUGUUAUGGCAAUAUCUCGGGUCCCGGAUCUCUGUCGUACUCCUCUGUCGUUCGCACAGAGACUGAAUGUGUGCUCUGGAUGAUCGAUGCUCCUGGCCUACAGAAGCUUCAGGAGGAGAACCUGCCGCUCUACACAGAGUUGUUGGUGGUGUACAUCUCCGUCAUCCAGCACCGCUUUAAAGAGCUAUUGGGUCACUCCUUGAUCAACGGUUGA
Eremothecium gossypii ATCC 10895 is the source of this 3048-nucleotide messenger RNA. RefSeq names its product Vsb1p (gene VSB1). The transcript has a single exon. The coding region runs from base 1 to 3048 and encodes 1015 amino acids. Lineage: Eukaryota; Fungi; Ascomycota; Saccharomycetes; Saccharomycetales; Saccharomycetaceae. The record is from RefSeq and is marked provisional. Gene Ontology annotation, cellular component: membrane.